ACCCGCCACUUGCUUGCUAGCUAAUGGCGGCCUUUCGUCGAAGCGAACCAACUCAAACUGCCCGCUCGCAGAGGAGAAAAGAAAAUGCUGAGCAGCAGGACAGUCGUGGCCGUAGCCUCAUCCUCUUCUUUCCUCUCACUCUCUCCGCAACCUGCUUCCACCUCCACUUCCGCCGCCGCCGCCACUUACCCAUUUUUGAACAGACGGCUCGGGUUCUCCAAAUGCCCCACCAAUCGUGAUCACAUCAUCAUCCCGAAGCCGCAUCAGCAGCGUAGCAGAGUGAUGGAGGGUUUCACGGCUCGAGCGGCGGCGGCAUCGGCGCCGCAAUUGGAGGACGCCGACGCACUCAUCUAUACUCCUAUGCACGAGUUGUUUUUUUUUGUGUUUGUGGUUAUCAAUUCUUUCAUUCCAUAAAAAAAAAUAAUAUAUAUAUUUUAUGACU
This is a messenger RNA of Linum trigynum, 442 nucleotides long. The record is from the annotation of a GenBank genome assembly. NCBI's taxonomy places the organism in Eukaryota, Viridiplantae, Streptophyta, Magnoliopsida, Malpighiales, Linaceae.